Molecule: messenger RNA, 1320 nt
Organism: Microthlaspi erraticum
Lineage: Eukaryota; Viridiplantae; Streptophyta; Magnoliopsida; Brassicales; Brassicaceae
Source: the annotation of a GenBank genome assembly
AUGGCGGUCUACAAAAGCCUUUUAGCUCUCUCAGCAACUCUACUCAUUCUUGCAUUCUUUGUCUCUGUUCAUGCAUCGACAAUAGCUCAUGAAACAGAGGAGCUAAAGUCUCAUAGCUCCAGCAAUUCAUCAACGGCUGAUAAGUUAAGUGACGGUGCAUGGAACGAACACGCCGUUAAAAACCCAGAUGAAGUCGCUGCAAUGGUCGACAUGAGCAUUAAGAACAGUACGGAGCGGAGGAAGUUAGGAUUCUUCUCCUGCGCCACCGGAAACCCAAUCGACGACUGUUGGCGAUGCGAUCGGAAAUGGCAUCUCCGUCGAAAGCAUCUCGCGAAUUGCGCGAUUGGUUUCGGUCGUAACGCGGUCGGAGGUCGAGACGGCCGUUACUACGUCGUCACGGAUCCAUCGGAUCACGACGCGGUGAAUCCGAGACCCGGGACGCUGCGACACGCCGUGAUUCAGGACCGUCCGCUAUGGAUCGUGUUCAAGCGCGACAUGGUGAUCACUCUGAAGCAGGAGCUGAUCAUGAACAGCUUCAAAACGAUCGACGGAAGAGGCGCGAACGUCGCGAUCGCCGGAGGCGCGUGUAUCACGAUCCAGUACGUGACGAACAUCAUCAUCCAUGGGGUUAAUAUCCAUGACUGUAGGCGCACCGGUAACGCCAUGGUGAGAAGCUCGCCGACGCAUUACGGGUGGCGGACUAUGGCGGACGGUGACGCGAUAUCGAUUUUCGGGUCGAGUCAUAUUUGGAUCGAUCACAAUUCCUUGUCUAAUUGCGCUGAUGGAUUGGUUGAUGCGAUUAUGGGAUCUACCGCCAUUACCAUCUCCAAUAACUAUCUCACUCACCACAACGAGGUUAUGUUGAUGGGGCAUAGUGAUUCCUACACUAGAGACAAGAUGAUGCAAGUGACAAUAGCAUACAACCAUUUUGGGGAAGGGCUUAUACAGAGAAUGCCAAGGUGCAGGCAUGGUUAUUUCCACGUUGUAAACAAUGAUUACACUCACUGGGUUAUGUAUGCAAUUGGUGGAAGUGCUAAUCCUACCAUCAACAGCCAAGGAAAUCGGUUCCUUGCCCCAGCAAAUCCUUUUGCCAAAGAGAUCACAAAGAGAGUAGGUUCAUGGCAAGGAGAAUGGAAGCGAUGGAACUGGAGAUCUCAGGGAGACUUAAUGCUCAACGGUGCCUACUUCACUAGAUCUGGAGCUGCUGCUCCUGCGAGCUAUGCCAGAGCCUCUAGCUUGGGAGCUAAACCAUCUUCCGUUGUAAGUAUGCUUACCUACAGCUCCGGUGCACUUAGAUGCAGGAUCGGUAUGCGUUGUUAG